Boeremia exigua is the source of this 1113-nucleotide messenger RNA. RefSeq lists its product as uncharacterized. Bases 339 to 1022 code for a protein of 227 amino acids. The record is from RefSeq and is a predicted model, not a curated record. The transcript has a single exon. NCBI's taxonomy places the organism in Eukaryota, Fungi, Ascomycota, Dothideomycetes, Pleosporales, Didymellaceae.
GGUCGCGCGACUCGCAGAGCCGUACCUGUCGGCGGAGCAGUACCUCGCGCUCAUUGGUUGACUGAGGCACUAGGCCCGUUUCGGGAUAGUCUGGGCGUGGCUAGUACUGAUCAGGGACCGUCUAGUCCCGAUGCGCGCGCUCCACGACGCCCGAUCAUCAACGUCACGAUAAACGCGGUGUGCUACCAUAGCGUGUGUGCAAUUGCAAAUGCACCCGUAAUCGAUGAUGCAGGUGGGUAUGGGGUAAGAAAGGAGGGACGGGACGGCCCAGCGUUGCUACGAGGGAUGUGCAGUGACGCAUAAUACAUACCUCAGGCGCCGCAAGAGUGCGUCUACACAUGUCACUUCCUCGCACUGCGCUCGCACGUGUCCAACGCGGUAUACACACACGCACUCCCUUGCCUAUCAGACCGCAUCGCUUGUGUCUGCACACAGCAACGCAGCCCGUCUACUCCACGCCACGACACCGCCCCACCGCAAUGCCGACGACACGCCAGCAGGACGCCGCCGCGUCCACACUCACCUCGCGCUCCAAGCCCGCGGCGGGUGGGAAAUCGCACCGCGCCAGCGCGACGAACUGCAUGCAGCACUGGGAAGACGCGGAGCACCUUGCGUCGAACCAAGCCGCGUUCCUCGAGUUCCGCCGACAGUCCUCAGAUGCCUCUGUGCCGGCGUCAGACGCCUCGGGAACAUCGGACUCGACGUCUGGAGACCAUGGCCCGGUUCACCCGGCUAUGAAGCGCGGCCGUGGCGCUAAUCAGAUCGGCAACACGAGCAAGAAAGCGAAGAGCGCGGGGGGACUGGCGAAGGGGGAUAAGACGAGGGUGCCGAGGGUGGGGCAGGAGGUGUUCUUUGACCACGGAGGGAAGGAGGGAGGGGAGGUGGUCGAGGUGUUGUACGAAGAGAAGGUGGUUGGGGGCGAGAAGGCAGAGGCGAGUAAGGAGGAUCCGAGACUGGUUGUGAAGAAGGGGGAGGGAGAGGAGGGAGAGGUGUGGAAGCCGGAGGAUGUGUGGUUCGAUUAGAGCACGUGAGUGGGGCGGAGACGGGCGGGUAUGGCAGCGAGUUCCUGGAUUAGAUAGUGCGAGUGAUUGCAGAUAGCGAGAGUGAUUGCAG